AGAAAGGUAGUACUCUAGAGAGAGAAAGAGAGAAGCGCCAGAGAAUCUCCCAGGUCUGAUUGUCCAAAAGACUGAAAAAAGGAAGAGAGGAAUGGGAAAGGCAGAAGCCCCUAAUUUAUGGCUUUUCCACCCAAAACCCAAUGCAAAGUGAUGAGGAAGAAAAUCAAUGCAUUCUCCUAUCCACCACCAAACCUUGGUAGAGUGAGAACAAUACAAGAGGAGCCGGCAGAGAAUACCAGAAGUUGACAAACUUCUGUUCUUCGAGAAGCUCAUUUUUUUCUCCUCUUCUUCUCCAGAGGGGUGAGACCGUGAGAGAGGAGAAGAUCCCCCUCAUCUUCAUCUGCCUUCCAAGCUAGUCUCCCCCUCCCUGGCCUGCAUCUGGUUUUCCCGUCCAUGGCCUAGUGACCAAGGAUUGCAUUGUAUCUCUGUCCAUGCGGAUGGCGAUAAACUAGUACUUGUUUAUUGGUGUUGCUGUUUGUUUGGUUGGCCUCGUCUCCUUGUUUGAGGAAGUGGGGAAAGAAGGAAUAUUUCGUUGGAUCAUGGCGGUUCCCAGGCGGCCGGUGGGCUUCGUCUCCCCGUGACAGGGUCUCUUCUUGGUGAGGCAACCUGGAAUUUUCCUCUGCUCAUUCAUGAUAGAGAUGAACUGAAUAAGCUGGCAUUCAUAGCUCAGUUUCUUGGGAGUUAUACAUACAGAGUCUCUCACCCACCGUCGUUUUGCAUCGGAGAACUUGUGUCAAUUUUCAGGUCACUUCCAGGUGCAUUUCCGGUGCUGCAAAAGGAAUAGCUGGAUGAAAUAGCUGAACUAAAGAGACUUGGUCUGCAGAUUCUUUUAUUCAGCACUGUUUCAUAUUUGACCAUUUUGAAUGGGAGCAAAAGUUGAGGGCAAGAUCUAUAUUCCAGGAUGCUUUGACAUGGCAGAUUCUAGUGUAAACUCUAAUGGCAAUGCACUGCCAUACUUCAAGGAGAAUAGACCGAGUGUGCAUCUUAGUGACAAGUUCACAAUAAAAUCUUCGGAUGGAUCUGUACAUUAUGACAAGGAAAUGUUAAAGCGAACAAUUCUUGUACAUGAAGCUACAUUCCGGAAACAGGUGUACGAACUUCACCGUCUUUACCAAAUUCAGAAGGAUUUAAUAACCCAAUUCCAAAGAGAAGAGUUCAAUGGUUGUCCUAGAUAUGCAGAUGCAUUGCAGCCAAGGUCCUCUGCAUCGCAGGUACUACUUGGGGAUGUUAAACGAGCGUGCCAAUCUGUGACUCCUAUUUCUGGACACGAUCAUAAGCAAUCAUCCAUAGAUUUGAUUAACGGAAGUAGUUCACAGUAUAGUGUGAGUGGAGCUCCUUCGAGGCAUAACAAUGUUAGGUCUCAAAAUAAAAUGUUGGACCUUCAGCUUCCUGCAGAUGUUUAUGCUGACAACGACGACGACGUAGAGAUCCUGGAAGUGAGGCCUUCAAAAAGUUUGCCAUUGGUUAAUGGUUCUAUUCUGAAUGGAAAUGUCAAUCUCAACAUUGAAAAUAGUGAGGGUUCUUGGAUCACUGAUAUGCAGGCACAUCACAGCUCAGCUGCGUAUAUACUGAAUAAACCAGUUGAAGAAUCAUCUAGGAUGAAAAUAACAGAUUUUUCUGGUGUGGGAACAUCUGCUUCUCAGAACCAGCAUUAUGCAUCACAGGGAGUGAAUCUGAACCUCCUCAGCUUGGAAGGAAAAUUGAAAGAAAAAUGUGUUGGUAAAAUAUCUUUCUCUAGGUUCUUUGGUGCAAACAAUGAUACAAGGCAUUGCAAUUCAUUUCGACAGAGGAAGGAUGAUUCCAAUGCUAGCAUGGCAUGGUCCAAACAAAAUUGUACUGGUUCUUCAAUGGGGCAUUACCCGCCUAGUGCUAGCACCUUCAAUCACUUGAACUUUGCACCGCCUAGCUUCAAUCACGCACUGAAUCCUCCAUGGCAAAGCAACAUCGCAAGCUAUGGUGCUGCUGAAACAUCCAUUGCUAAGCAUGCUCCCUCCAGUGGUAUCUCGAUGGAUUCUACUCCAAAUACGCCAUAUCAUCAUUCAUUGAAGAUUCAUGAAGAGGCACAACAUCAAAAGUUCCCUCCACUCCACCACAACCUGAAGGAUAUAGAUCUGAAUGACGCUCCAGUAGAUACUGCUUUCACUUGGGAACAGGGAAGUGAGAAAUCAGUGGCUGAUAUCUCUUGUCUCAGUAAGAAACCGGUAAGCCUGAUGAAUUCAGAAGUCCCAUCAGGUUAUACGAAUGGCAAUUCUCAGAUAUUGCCCAGUCCCACAUUAUAUUCGGAAAGUAAACCUUCCACAAGAGUCCCCGCCUUUCCCAUCAGUGUUGGCGCUGAAAAGGAUUCUUGGUGUUCACCCACUCUUCAGUACGACCUAAACAUUGGACCAUCGAUUAAGUGUGAACCUGACAUGGAAAUGCAACCCCAGAGGAAGGAAGCUGACAUAGAUACUAGGAACCUUAUUGACCUGAAUGAACCAUUGCCGAUCAUGGAUGAUGCAGAGAUGGAUUCUUGUGAAUCAGGUGAACUUGUUCCUCAUGAACCUGAUGAUCCUUCAAGGGAUUCUCUUGCUAUAACCGCAGCAGAAAAUCUGGUAGCAGAAUCAGGUGAACUUGUUCCUCAUGAACCCGAUGAUCCUUCAAGGGAUUCUCUUGCUAUAACUGCAGCAGAGAAUCUGGUAGCAAUUUGUAAUGUUGUCAUUCAGCCAACUUCUCCUGAACCUGACACUUUGCGUUGGUUCGCUGACCUAGCAACAUCCAAAGAGAAUACAAUGUUUGACGAGGACAGCGAUGAUGACUUUGAGGCUUUGACACUGAAGCUGCAAGAAACCAAAAGCAACGAGUACCAUUCAACACCACGAGCCAGCCAGGAGGAUAUCCGCGACAAUGGGCAUUGCUCUGCAGCUUCAAUGCUGAUCCCAAAACCUCAGAGAGGCAAAGGGCGAGGACGCCGUCAGAGGAAAGACUUUCAGAGGGACAUCCUGCCAUGCCUCGCCUCAUUGCCGAAGCAUGAGGUGUCAGAGGAUCUUUGUGCCCUCGGGAGGCCAAAGCUAGUGACACCAACAAAGCGAGGAGGCCGGAAUGGGCAGCAGCCGAGGGGAAGGCGCCGGGCAAGAAGUGUGGCUGUGUCCAUGGAGGUGGAGGAAGCUGCUGAGGUCAGCCCACCGCCGGUGUCACCACCACUUGCCCCAGCUGACUUGGAUGCCGAUGCACUAGGCAUGACCAGGUGGGGGAGGACUACAAGACGCUGUAGAAGGCCAAGAUGUCCACCAGCUAACAAUGCGUCAUUGCAUGUAGCUUGAAGAGUUUUAGCCUUGUUUAGGUGUUUUAACUGGUGAGAUUGGUCAGAGUUCAGAAACCGUGAUUUCUUUCCUGACGAGUUGCAGAGAAAUUGAGGAACUAGUAGGUGAAAAAGUAGUCAAGUCAUAAUUGUACAUGCUUCUCAGCACUAAUUUGGGCUCCAGAACCUGCAUUGGAUCAAAACAUCUUGCAUAACUCUUUGAAAAUGAACUCUAAGCCCUGAAACAAAUGCACCUGGAGAAUUAGCCUUUCUACUAGUUUGUUGGCAUUCCAGUUUUCAUUAUUUUUACCUGAUUGUUGAUGAAGCUGACAUGCCAAUGUGAUCUCAUGUUAAAAUAAUCACAUGUUCGAUAGGCAUCA
Molecule: messenger RNA, 3657 nt
Organism: Panicum virgatum (switchgrass)
Lineage: Eukaryota; Viridiplantae; Streptophyta; Magnoliopsida; Poales; Poaceae
Exons: 6
Coding region: 864-3299 (811 amino acids)
Source: RefSeq, a predicted model, not a curated record